AUGGCAGUUUUUCUGAAAUUUGCGAUUCUUUUGUUAAUAGCAGACAACACUAUGGUCAAUUUUAGGGUGUUUGCUAGAGCAAUGUCUACGGUUGCAAAGAGCUUCGAGGCGAACGCAGUUGUGCCUGAUGUCGUCCCUAAAGCACCAGCUGCAUUACUGGCAGUGAAGUACCCAAGCGGUGUUGAAGUAAAGGAGGGUAACGAAUUGACACCUACUCAAGUGAAGGAUGUGCCUACCGUGAGCUGGGAAGCUAGUGCUGAAGCCUUUUAUACCCUGGCUAUGACUGACCCAGAUGCACCAUCCCGUGUAGAACCCAAAUUCCGCGAGUGGCACCACUGGCUCGUUGGGAACAUCCCCGGGGCGAAUGUAUCCUCUGGCGAAACCCUAUCUGCUUAUGUCGGAUCCGGACCUCCAGAAGGCACUGGCCUCCACCGUUAUGUAUUCCUCGUGUACAAGCAACCUGGCAAGCUGACUUUUGAUGAGCCACGCCUACCUAACACUUCCGGCGACAAACGUGCAAUGUUUUCCAUCGCUAAAUUCGCGGAGAAGUACAAGCUGGGUGACCCGAUCGCUGGCAACUUCUACCAGGCUCAAUACGACGAUUAUGUCCCCAUUCUAUACAAACAGCUCGGAGCAUAA
Molecule: messenger RNA, 639 nt
Organism: Leptosia nina
Lineage: Eukaryota; Metazoa; Arthropoda; Insecta; Lepidoptera; Pieridae
Source: the annotation of a GenBank genome assembly